Molecule: messenger RNA, 1703 nt
Organism: Dermochelys coriacea (leatherback sea turtle)
Lineage: Eukaryota; Metazoa; Chordata; Testudines; Dermochelyidae
Product: C-type lectin domain family 12 member B-like
Exons: 4
Coding region: 52-552 (166 amino acids)
Source: RefSeq, a predicted model, not a curated record
CCCGUCCAGAGAGGUGGAUACAUCAGGGACAAGCCUCUUACCUUUUUUCCAAUGAAAGCAUCUCUGGGCAAAGAUGUUAAUCCUUUUGCUCCUCUCAAGAGUCCAAGUUUCUUAAGAUUGAUGGCAAGGAAGAGCUGCAAUGGAGGGAGCAGGAAGAAGAAGAUUCUGAUUCCCCACCUCAUAGUCUCCUUCCCAGGCUGUUGGAGGGGUAGCACAACAUGUUGCCCCUUAUGCUGGGCAGAUUGUAAUGUCACACUCUACCCCCAGGAUUUCAUAAGAAAAGCAUCCUAUCAAUAUGUUGAAGAUCGCCUUCCCUAUUAUUUUGCUUUCUGGACUGGAUUAUCGUAUGACCCCAGCACCAAGAAAAGAUUCUGGAUGGAUGGCGCAGCUCUGUCCUCUGGCCUGUUUCACAUCCCAGGAGGACCCAGUGACAGUUUUCAGGGUGGAGCUUGUGCCUAUUUCCAAGGAGGGAACGCAAAAGCUGGAAACUGCAGAGAAACUCGAUUCUAUAUUUGUGAGAAGACCGGGGUGGUAACAGAUCAACUAGACUGAGCCCUGAAGCAAAUCACCCAGCAGGGAGUGAAGGACUAGACUCAGGGGAACGCGGAGCUGCAGAAAGAAAAUAUAUCUCAGCAAGUCACACUAUCCUCCAAAAAGGACCCAGAAUUUUAUAAAGCAAUUUGUAAAAAUGCUUACAGAAUACAAAUGAGUUUGUGCCACAAGGAGAGCCAGAGUCAGCCCUUCAGAGUGCAAUACAGCAAUUUUAGCCAAUAGACACACACCUUAGGAAUGUUCAUCAGCCAAUCAUAUUGCUCCCACUGGCCCAAAUUACCAGCGUCCCAUUAAGAAUUAUUUGCACAGCUCAAGUUCUCAGUAACCAGCUUUUCAGUUUGCUGGCCCAACCAAAAAAAUAAAAAUAAGUUAGGAGGCCAACCAAACCACUUCAUUUGUUUGUUUUUUUUUUAAACCUUUUCAAACAAAUAAAAUUGAGGCAAAAUUUGAAAUGAAGUCAUUUGUAUCAAAGUUUCAGAAUUUAUUUUUUUCUUUCCCACUGGAACAAUUUGGCAAAGCAAACGCAAGUUCAUAAAAUGUUACCGUCAACCUCAAUCUACAUUUUGCAGCUGAAAAAAGUUAGACAAAAUAUUGCAUCUAGCUCUACCGAGAAUUAAAUGCUAGAAUGUUUGUUUUCAGCUGGUAACAAAAUACAAAACAGUGAAUGAUUUCUCCUGGGGUCUCCCGUAUUAUCACUAGUUGUGUGUGACUAAUAUCUACCUCUUUCAGUGAUCAAUUUCUGCUCCUUGUGUUUCAGUGAUGCUAUAAUACUAUGUUUGCAUCAUCACCUAAUCUCAUCUCAUUGGCUGUUUGAUAGGAUGGCAUGUAGAGCCCUGAGGACAAAACUUAAGUCAUCAGAAACUUUGUGUGUCUGUACAGGUCUAUUCCCAGUUCCUUGAGCUGUGUUAUUACUGUGCUAAGUCUGAGAUAAUGAAUUUAAACAAUUGUUAAUGAAAUCAUACACAAAACAGCCCUGAGCACUUCUGCAUACACUUUGAUUUUAUUAGAUGUAUGCGAAUAGUGAGGAUAAGACAAAUUUAGCAUUCAGAAUAAAUCAAAUUAGCUUGGUUAAGAAUAGAUUCUCCAAAGACAGUUAGCUGGCUGCAUCACAUUGGACAUAAAGAAAAGGUAUCUUAACAAUGCUAGAGUGG